AUGGAGGUGUCUGUCUGUGUUUCCAGGAGGAAUCGUUUUGUUAGUCAGUGGACAGUGUUUACUGGUGCCAUCCGGCAGUCAUCGAUGGGAGUGCAGAGCUCCGUGGAUACGAUUGUUUAUCAUUCUGGUUACAAACCAUUCCUCGAUCCCGGUACUGAGGACAACAGUCACGACAUUGCUGUGAUGCAUCUGCAGGUUCCACUCAACUUCUCAGAUUACAUCCAGCCGCUCUGUCUCCCUGCAAUUGGCCAGAGGCUUGUUGAUGGGGCGUUGUGUAGCGUCACGGGAUGGGGAAACACAGAAUAUUAUGGUGUUCAGUCUGACGUGCUACAGGAGGCUUAUGUGCCCAUUAUUACCAAUACUCGCUGCAACAGCCCUGAAUAUUACCACAACCAGAUCACCCCAAGCAUGUUCUGUGCCGGUUACAAUGAAGGGGGUAUUGAUGCUUGUCAGGGAGACAGUGGUGGCCCCCUGGUCUGUGAGGACACUCUCUCCAAUCGAACGAGGUGGCGUCUCUGUGGGAUUGUCAGUUGGGGAACGGGCUGUGCGAUGGCCAACAAGCCAGGAGUUUACAGUCGAGUCACCCGCUACCAGGAGUGGAUUUACCAGGCCAUGCAGAUCUACAAGAACAAGGGAGGGAUCUACAGUUUGGAUUGAAGGAGCGUUUUGAAAUGCGGGAUAUCAGGGGUGGGAGCAGCACUUUCCCAGGGAUAUCUUGGUGCUACGGGAAGUUUCCAGCCUUCAGCAAUAUUUUUAUAUUUUGGGAAAAUGAAUGUACUUUUUAAAAAUAAGCCCAAAAAACCCACUGACUGGAGCAAUGUUUCAGGAGGGAGUACUUGCUGUUGAAUGUUUUCACUCUGAUCUUGAGCUGAGGUUAGAAUUCUCCGUUGAAAGAGCCAAGUUAGGAAUUUAAUCAGACAAUGGUCACUGCAGCUGCCUUAUGAGAUGGUGUUCAGAUGGGUUUCACGUGUCUGGCCUCGCUGCUGAGGGGUUGAAAUUUAUUUCUGGGGAUUUUCUGCUUUGGCACAGGGUAACUUCAGUGUAGCUCUCAUGGAUUUUAAUGUUUUUAAACAGAACAUUGUCUUCCCUUUUUUGUCUUUUUUCAGUUGUUCAUCCUCCUUUCAUUUAUCUACCAUGUGACUUCUCAGUUGGGAUGGUCUUAUAUUACAGGGUGAGGGGGGGGGUUGGGCUGAACCAGAUGGGUUUUGGGGUUUUGUUCACUUCCUCACCAACCUCCUACACAAAUGACAAAUACCCCCACCCACCCUCCAAUGUCUCUGCACUGUUCUCCCUGCUCAGUCUGGGACCUUAUUUUUUUGUUUCUGACUGUGUGUGUGUGUGUGUGUGUGUGUGUGUGUGUUUAAAAGCUCAUUUGCUGUAGUCUGGGAUCUGUGAAUCAGAUAGUUACUGGGUGAGUUUUUUUGAGCCUCAUCUAUGCUUUUUGUCCUCCCAACACUAAUCCCACUCUCCCCCCUCACUCCGCGCUCCCUUUUAAUAUCCCACCCAGUCUAAUCCCACUCUUCACCCCCACCUUCUCACUCCCCGCACCCUUUAAUAUCCCUCCCAAUCUUCCUGUGCCUUUACCCCUCCCAGUCUAUUUUCUACCCCCCCCGCCCCCCAUCACUGGGACCCCCUUGGACCUGGGACUUGGCCUGUUGCUGUUCAGCGUCGAUCCUGUCCCACUACAAGCUCCCACCCUGAAAUCUCAUCCCAGUGCCCCCUACCCUGAGGAAUCUGUUUCUUCCCCUCCAGUGUGGCCACACAAUGAGAGAAAUCGGGCUAGCUGCGUUUUAAAAGCCCACGUUAAAUCAAAAACGCUGCUUCUUAAAUAUUUAUUCGUCGACUUAAUGCUCAAUGGAGAUGUACCAUCAAUUGGUUGAUUGUGGUAAUUGUUCAAAUGUUUUAUAUUUGCACAGGAAUAAGGCAAAGAUGGAUAAAUUUCCUUCCUCUGUGUAUUGUCUGAGAAUUGCUUGUUCAUUGUAUUUGUAUAUUGACUGUGUAUUUAAAAUUGACAAGCUUUGUUGUAAUUUUGUUGUGAUUUUUAAAACACUCUCUCUCUGAUUUGAA
This is a messenger RNA of Rhincodon typus (whale shark), 2067 nucleotides long. It is a transcript of the gene hpn, whose product is annotated as hepsin. Gene Ontology annotation, molecular function: serine-type endopeptidase activity. The transcript is spliced from 6 exons. The coding region runs from base 1 to 657 and encodes 218 amino acids. Gene Ontology annotation, biological process: proteolysis. Lineage: Eukaryota; Metazoa; Chordata; Chondrichthyes; Orectolobiformes; Rhincodontidae. The record is from RefSeq and is a predicted model, not a curated record.